Sciurus carolinensis (gray squirrel) is the source of this 4361-nucleotide messenger RNA. RefSeq names its product Fas associated via death domain (gene Fadd). Gene Ontology annotation, biological process: signal transduction; regulation of apoptotic process. The transcript is spliced from 2 exons. NCBI's taxonomy places the organism in Eukaryota, Metazoa, Chordata, Mammalia, Rodentia, Sciuridae. Bases 67 to 693 code for a protein of 208 amino acids. The record is from RefSeq and is a predicted model, not a curated record. Gene Ontology annotation, molecular function: protein binding.
GUUCGGAUUCGAAACCAGGGUGCGGACGGCUUUCCGGCUUCCGCGAGCGGCCGAGGGGAGACCGUCAUGGACCCGUUUCGGAUGCUGCUGCUCUCGGUGUCGGCCGACCUGUCCAGCGGCGAGCUGACCGAGCUCAAGUUCCUGUGCCAGGGGCUGGUGGGCAAGAGGAAGCUGGAGCGCGUGCAGCGCGGCCACGAGCUCUUCGAGGUGCUGCUGGAGCAGAAGGACCUGGAGGCCGAGCACACUGAGCUGCUGCGCAGCCUGCUGACCUCGCUGCGGCGCCACGACCUGCUGCGGCGCCUGGACGACUUCGAGGCGGGGGCGGCGGCGGGGGCCGCGCUCGAGGAGGCAGAUCUGCAUGCGGCAUUCAACAUCAUAUGCGACAACGUGGGGAAAGACUGGAAAAGACUGGCCCGCCGCCUCGGAGUUCCUGAUGCCAAGAUGGAUGGAAUCGAGGAGAGAUACCCCCGCAACCUGAUGGAGCGGGUGAGGGAGUCGCUGAGGGUGUGGAAGAACAGCGAGAGGGAGAAGGCGACGGUGGCCCGCCUGGUCGAGGCGCUGAGGGCCUGCCAGAUGAACCUGGUGGCCGACCUGGUGGAGGAGGAGCAGCAGGCCCGGGGGCUCCAAGACGGGAGUGAGGCUGUGUCCCCAAUGCGAUGGGACCCAGACACACACCCCUCAGGAGCUCCCUGACGGGCACGCGCUCUCCUUGGGGACCGUGGGACGUGCUUCUCUGUUGUGCCAGCGCAGUGACGUCCCCAGGAGCCAGGCAGAGCUCCACUCAGCCGCUCCAGCUGCAGAGAAAAGCUGCGUUUCCUGAGCGCUGCCUCCGCCGGGCUGGGCCCUGGACCCGCCACAGAAGCUGCACGUGCUCCUCAGCACACCUUGGACAGAGGCUCCAGGUCUUCCCUGACGCAGGGCCAGCAGGGGAAGGUCGCAGCUUCGGGCACGGAAGGCACUUGUGCACUUCAGCAGUCAGACCUGUUACUCCGCAGGUGAGGAAGGGUGCGCACUGGGGCCAGGCUGGAGGGAAGGCACUCGUAGCAGCGCAUCUGGCUCCAGAGAACCCAGGCUUCUCACCAGCCUGUCCCACUGCCAACCCCACAGUUGACAAAAGGCUCCUUUUGUCCCAUUCUUUGAGGUGACAGGGCAGACCAGCCUCAGGUGCUGUCCUGGUCUAGGAGUCAGGGCACCUGAAGUGGCCCUUGCCCUGAGUGGGUGGAGCCACGAGGCUGACCACGCGAGGCCUGGACACGCUCCCGAGGGACUGGUGCACAGCCAGCUCCGCAGAGGCCCGUUCCCGUGAGGAGCGGGUCUCGUGAUUCUCCAGUUGUGUCAGGGUCGCUGUCCUGGAAGGGGCGUGAGAUCUGGAGUUGAACGAGCCUUCCAUUAAAGUGAGUGUCUUCAAACUGGAAACCUCCAAGUGCCUCUGAACCAAGUGCCUUUGUACCGAAAACUCCCCUCACAGAGAAUUCCCCGGUCCUGUUGGUGGCUUCUUCAUUUCACGUGUUCUGAGAAGUUCAGCACAGCCGACGUCCCCACCCCUGUGGCUUACCCUGGUUCCUGCCGCUGAAAGUGGAGGCGGGAUUCUCUAACAGCUCACUCCCCAGGAGCAAGAGUGCUGAGCUAAGCAAGAGGCGAUCUGCUAGAAGGCAGGUUUGCCACCCGUGGGAACUGCCUGCUCCUGAGAGACAUUCUUGUGGUUCCAGAACGUUCCCCCAAAGCUCACACAUUGAAGGCUUGUAGCACUGUCCAGAGGUGGUGCUUGUAAGGAUUGACGGAUCAGCCGGGCGUGGUGGUGCAGGCUAUAAUCCCAAGGGCUUGGGAGGCUAAGUCAGGACUGCAAGUUUGAGACCAGUCCCAGCAACUGGGCAGGGCUCGAAGCAACGUGAUCAGGCCCUGUCCCACACUGACAAGGGCUAAGAAUGCCACUCAAUGUUUAGGCACCCAUGAGUUCAGUCCCCAGCACCAAAAAAAGCAGUGAUGGAACGAGGGCUUUGAGCCUCACCCGUGGAUUUACCCAUUUUGUGGCUCUUACGGCUUAGAUAUGAAGCAUCCCCCCAGCUCACGUGUGGGACAAUGCAAGAAAGUUCAGAGGUGAGGUGACGGGUUGUACAGGUUUAACCUAGUCAGGGCGUUGAUCCCCCAAUAGGGAUUAACUGAGUGGCGACUAAGCAGGCAAGUGGCCAGAGCGGGUGGUUCCUCAAGCUGUGCCUUUGGGGUAUGUGUUGUGUCCUUGGUGAGAGAACUCUGCUUCCUGACUGUCCUGUCCUGAGCCGCUUUCCUCUACCACACCCUUCACCAUCCCCUGCCUUCUCUCCAGCCCAGAGCAGCGGAGUCAGCUGUCUGUGGAUCGAGACCUCCUAAACCGUGAGUCCAGAUAAACUUCUCCUCCUCUGCAGUUGUUCUUGUCAGGUCUUUUGAUCACAGCGGCAAAAAGCCUUGACUAAAACAAGUUGGUACCAAGAAAUGGGGUUGUUGCUGUGAUUACUUGACCAUGUGGUUCAGAAGCUUUUGGAGCCUUUUGGAAUUUGUGGGAGGAAUUUUGAGAAGCUUAGCCAUGCAAGCUGGAGUGUUUUAGGUUGUUGUAAUCACAUAAUGUGUGAUUCUGGUGGGAGCUCAGAAACCAGGCAGCACCGACUAGGCUCCUGGAGGUUGGUCUAGAGACCAUACGUGUGCUCUGGCUAAGAAAAUGCCAGUGUUUUGUCUGAAUCCUGAGACUUUUUGUGAGGCUGAAUUCAAAGGUGAUGGACUUUGUAGUCCGGCAGAAGUUUCUAGGCAGCACAGCACUCACUUUGUGGCGUGAGUAUUGCCAGCAGCUUCCAGUUGAGUUUAUUGUGAUAAUCAGGGACAGAAGCAGAGCUGAAAGAUUCGGAAAAAACUUGCUGGUUGGCCAGAAAACUGCAAGUAAAACUGGGGCUAAGGAGGUGUCUGGAAGACGAUACAGCCACUGAACGCUAAAUGUCCCACCUGGAAAUACCGGGAACACGGCUCGCUGGCAUGAGGACUGGCAAGGUCACACCCGUCUCAGGAUCAGGGGAGCGAAGAGAUGAGAUGAGACCAGGGAGGCGCCUACUUGUACAACGUGCCCAGCCACCCAGACACUCGGGUGGCUGCAGCAGGGUCCCUGGACGCUCGACUGCUGAUCAGGAUGGUGGCAGACCUUGGCGUCAGCCACGCGGUUGCUGGAGUGCGGGGGUCAGGGAGGAGGCUUCUGGGAUUUCUCCCGGGAGGAUGCGCGGGACGCUGUGAAGGGAAGCCAGAGCUGAGCGAAGACCCGAGACGGAGCUGCCAGGGCUGGGCUGCCUGCGAGGGAAGCUGCAGGUGGCCGGGUGCCCUUGGGAGCCCCUUGCCACCAGGCGCCAGACCUGGAACCGCAGGACCCACGCUUGGUUUCUCCCGUUAGGUCCCAGCCCUUCCUUCUGCGCCCUCCCUCCUUCCUGGAGCAGGUGUUUUCUCUGGUUUUUGCAGGCUCACAGCUGAGUUUGCCUUGAAUCUCAGGCGACUUGGACUUUUCAGCAGUGCGGAUGUUGUUAGGGCUGGGGAUUCUCCAGGUGUGGUGGUGCACACCUGUAAUCCCGGCAGUGUAGGGAGGCCGGAAGCAGCUUCAUGGGACCUUGUCUCAAAAAUUAAAGGGCUGGGGAUGUGGCUCAGUGACCAAGUGCCCUAGAUUAAUCCCUGGUCCUAAAAAGAAAAAGGAGAACCCAGAGACUAGGUUCAGGGAGUGGCCUGGAGGUGGCCUGCGGGAUGGGAUGGGCGGGAGGAUGUUAGAGCUUGAAUCUGACUCUUCCCAGGAGCUCGUGGGUUGGAAGCUUGGUCCUGGGGCGGCAGCCUUCAGAGGUGGUCUCCUGACUGGGUCACCUGAGCUCUGCCCUCCAGGGUGGCGCGCUCCAUCUGAUAGAUCUGUGACUGAUGGACUAGUGGAGGAGAUGGAAGCUGGAGGUGGGUGUGGCGUGGGGAAAGAGGGACUCAGCUUUUUUUUCCUUUUAUUUAUUUAUUGUACUAGGAAUUGAACCCAGGGGCACUUUACCACUGAGCUGCAUCCCCAGCCCUUACGAUUUUUUGAGACUGGGUUUCACUGUUGCUUCGGGCCUCACCAGGUUGCGAAUCCUCCUGCCUCAGCCUCCCAAGUCACUGGGUUGACAGGCAUACGCCACUCUGCCUGGCCCUCGGAGGCUGCGUGUUGUCCCUGGCUCCUGGCUGUCCCUCACCUGUCCUCCCUCCCUCCCUUGCUCUCCUUCCUAGCUGCCAUGGACUGAGCCCCUUUCCUCCACCAUGAUGCUUCUUCAGAUGAAGAUGGACUGGAACUCUGAAACCAAAGCAAAAUAAACUUCCUUCUCAAAGUUGUUUAUGUCAAGUAU